AACGAUAUAGCCUACACAGGGUAAAAAAAAACAACUAUUUCAAAAGUCCUAUCAGCUGAAUUUGUUCCAUGCAAAUACUUUUAAAUAUCUUGAAAAAUAGGGAAGUUUGCAAUGCUCAGAUAGCCAUAGGCUAUAGUUUUAUGGCAUAUGGCAGAAUGUAGCAAAGUAGCCUACACUUGCAUCUUUCUGUACUAUUUCUAAUACAUCAAACAAGACGUUAUAUAGCCUAGUAUUGUUUAUUAUUCAAGUAGAGACAGUAUUGCGUAAUACCAGCAUAUUGGAAGGCACAAUGACUGUAAACCUGUUAAUUGCAAUAAAUAAAGGCAGUUAAAAUAAGAGAGACCAACAUCAUAACAAUAGGCCUACUGUUUAGAAAAUACUAAACUGAAGAGACACGUUGGGAAGUGUCAAUGAUCCUUGUGGAUAACGUGAUGUCCAUGGCUAAGGUAUGGCCACUCCAACGUGUCAGGUAUUAGUAGCGCAAGUCCGAUUAAAUGUGGUACGCAGGAGCACGGCGAGAACUGUCAUGCAAGUGGUGAGUGGUGGAGUGUGGUGGCGGAGAGCGCGGCGACUACAGAGACCUGGAAACUAGUGAAUGGCAAUCUGUCGGGGAAGUUCAACAGACCGCUGUCACAGAGCGACACAGGAGCCCUGCGUAAAACAAAUUGGCGCGUCUUCAAGUCUGGGGCGGCUGACCAACUCCGAAAAGAGGACACACAAGUUCGGAGGAGCUGCUAAUCACUUGUUACCGGCGCUUUGCUCCCAGUAACAUGCCUGCCAUCAAAAAGGAGAGACUGGAUGGGGACGUACUGGCAUUGGCUGCCUUCAACCAGUCCGAAUACCUGGCCCCUUUAAAUGCCACCGCUAUCACUGUGGUGACCCCACCGCAGUACGACCAUAUUUUCGCCCAUCACCGCGUGUACUUGGGGCUCCACGACACGGCACUGCAUCACCAGCACCUUCACCAUCACCCGGACGACUUAACGCUGGAGAGGUUUUCCUCCAUCCCCGACUUUCAGCCGUUUUUUGAGAACGGGGAACCAUGCAUCGAGGUGGAAUGCGGGGAGAACAAGGCUUUACUAUACAUUAACAAACUGUGCCAAGGUAGUAAGGGACCCUCAAUCAAAUACCGGGGCGAGUGGCUCACCCCGAAUGAGUUCCAGUUUGUCAGUGGAAGGGAGACCGCCAAAGAUUGGAAACGAAGUAUAAGGCACAAAGGGAAAAGUUUAAAGACCCUUAUGUCCAAAGGAAUCUUACAGGUACAUCCUCCAAUCUGUGAUUGCCCUGGGUGUCGAAUUUCGUCUCCAGUGAACCGCGGGCGUUUGGCAGAGAAGCGCACCAUCCCCCUGCCCCCCAACCGUGUGCCCAAGAGGGAGCUCUCUUCCGUCUUUAGCAGUGACGACAGCGAGGGCAGCGACCGCGCCAGCGGAGACCAUGCCCACAUCAAGCAGGAGGAUGAGCUGCAUUACAGUAUCAUAAGAAAGAGUCGUGACAGUGACCUCUCUACGAUCAUCUCCAACCUCCACCAUACCAGACAGCACGGCAUGCCCGAGAGCCAGCCCGCAACUGACCUCAGCACCAACACAGGACACACAGAAGACCUUCUAGGCAAGAGGAGAGCCUACUCCCCCAACAGCAGCAGCAAGUGCCCCUCGGACAUCAAGAAGUCACGCAGCGUUUCCCCCAAAGAAAAAUCCCACACCCCUGUGCUGGAGGGGGGCGGCCACAGUCACAUGACCCCGGAGGAGCAAUACAGGCGGAUGAUGUCAGCGCUGAACGAGCAAGGCUCCUACGAGGAGCAGCAGCAGCGCCUCUACCAGCUGGCCAACAACAUGGGCCUGCCCAGCCAUGAUCUGUUGCGAGUGCGCCAGGAGGCCCUGGCAGCAGUGAGGAACACGGGGGGUUUGGAGGCCCAUCUCCCUUCAGCAGGCAGCUCGUCCAGCCAGAGACGCAAGCAGGGCCUGCCCCAGCACAGAGACGCCCACUACACUGAGAGGGAGAUGUCCCAUCCUCCGCCUCUGCUGUCCACCCAGAAUGCCCCUCACAUCGCAUUGGGACCCCACCUGCGGCCCCCCUUCCUGGGCAUGCCCUCUGCCCUGUGCCAGGCCCCUGGCUAUGGUUUCCUCCAGCCUGCCCAAGCUGAGAUGUUUGCCCGGCAACAGGAAAUGCUUCGGAAGCAGAACUUGGCCAGGUUGGAGAUGUCAGCAGAGCUGCUCAGACACAAGGAGCUGGAGAAUCUCCACAGGCAGCAGCAGCAGCGUGCGUUGGGGGGUUCUGACCCCCUGGGCCUACCCCACAGCCUCCCUCCGGACCACCCCGCCCUGCGCAGCCUCCACCACCUGCCCGAGGGCCACCCACUCCAUGAAGAGCUCAGCCGACGCCAAAACGCCAUGCUGGUGCUCCGACACACCAACACCCCCAUGCUCUCCCUCAACCACCAGGGGCUCUCGGGGGCCACAACGCCCAAAGAUGCCCAGGGACAAGGCUCUGGGGCUGGGGCCGGAUUCAGGAAGGGGGGCUCCCGGAAAGGCCCCCAGCAGCCUAGGGGGGGAGAGCACCAAGAGAGGGAGGGCCGAGGGAGGGACGGAGAUGCAGACGGGCAGGAUGAAGAAAUUAAGGACUCGGAUAGUGAGACGGAGAUGGGGGAGGAUAGGCAUGAGGGCUCGGGUGCCAAGGCAAACGACUGGCACGGGCUUCACAGGGACAGGGGGAAAGAGAGCAGCGGGAAGGGGGGGUGUGACGGUGCCAAAGAGGCGGGCGAGUGCUCGGGUCAGCUUAGUGCCCCCUGUAGCUCGGCGGGCGCAGAUUCACCACCCAGUCAUCACCUCUUCACCCCGGGGCUGGGCAAGAGCGAUGUAAAGUACCACUUUCCACCUGGCGCCAUGCCCCCUCUGCCAGGGCUCUACGGCCAGUCGCUGCCCUUUGGAUUCCCCUACACAAGCCCCUACUUCCACACUGGCGGUAUGGGAGGUCUGUUAAUGGACAGCGAGGACUCUGCGGCGCCCCCGGUGGAGGACAUAAGCAAGUGGAGUGUGGAGGAGGUGUGUGGUUUUGUGGGAGGCCUGGCCGGCUGUGCAGAGUACACCCAGGUGUUUCGGGAGCAGGCCAUCGACGGAGAGACACUCCCGCUGCUCACAGAGGAGCACCUGCUCAACACCAUGGGACUGAAGCUGGGCCCCGCGCUCAAGAUACGCUCACAGGUGGCGCGGCGCGUUGGCAGAAUCUUCUGCAUGACCAGCUUCCCGCUGGCGCUCCCGGUGCCGCCAUCUGCCCUGCGCCCCCCGGACAGGGACCCCCUGCUGUCCGACACCCCUCUGGCGGUCCCACUGCGACCCCCCUCCGUCGCCAGCAGCAGCUCUUCUCCCUACAGUGUCCCUCCGCCCCCGUGUCACUCCUCCCCCAAGCAGGAGAACGGCUCCGCAUCAGGGGUCUACGAGGGGGCCAAGACCCCCUCCUAGGACCCAACUGGCUGCACAGGCAACCUGGACUGUAGAGGAGGAGGAGGGGUGUAGAGAGGGUACAGAGAAACCCCUUGUAACAUACAUUGAAUUGUCCCCAUUUCCUCCCCCUUUGGGCAUAUAUCUCCCUUUGGGUUUGGGGAGUAAACUGUAAAAAAAAAAACAACAACAACAACUAAAGAAAAUGAACUAAACAGACUAAUCAAAGCAGCCCAAUCAACAUCAAGUUCCACUGUGGCUGUAGCCGAGCAGAAUCCAAAGACAUGACUGACAGUGGGCUGGAGGGAGAGACGUCAUGAAGCAACAGAGGGAGAGAGAGAAAGAGGGAACGAGAAAGAGAGGGAGGGUGCAGACAGCUGGUCUCAGUCAGAUUGCCAAAAAAAAGAGCGAAGCCCCACAACUACGACAUUCUUCUGAGUGAGACAGACAGACACUACCGGAAACUAUUCCUUCCUGGGCUGAAAGAAGCCUCUCUCUCUCUCUCUCUGUCUGCUCUCCCAACACACCCGGCGGCGCCCAGCACUUAAAAGAGAGACGCCUCUUCCCUCUUUUCUCUCGCUCCCUUUUCUCCCCACUCCCAGUCUCAGGAGCGCAAACAGCUCAGAGGAACUGAGAAUUCUGGAGGCUGGAGCGAAAGGUCUCCAAACCCCCCUCAUUAUUGCAACUAUGCAUUCCACUGUCCAAAACCAAAGAUGACCGGAUGUGUGGAAUCGGGACGAUAUUUCAUGUUUGUUUCUGGUGUUUUUUUUGUGUUUUUUUGCUUUGUGGGAAAAAUGAGUAGUCUUAGGGAGGUGUGGUACAUAAAGGAGAACAGUGGGCCAGGUACCAUAUAACUGUCUUUAAGAGACAAGGGGGACUCUUUAUAAGGUGACGCAGGUACACACCACAGUGCUGUGCCCAUAAGCCAACAGUCUACGCUGAGUUCUUUCUCUGACACGCCCUGAUAAAAAGGGCGAAAUGUUACUGAUAUGGGACAGUGACGAAACGGUGGCGUUGGCUCGUAGAGCUAAUGUCAUUGUAUAAUCCUGUUAACUACUGUGGGAGAUGCAAACACGCCGAAUUG
Molecule: messenger RNA, 4521 nt
Organism: Coregonus clupeaformis (lake whitefish)
Lineage: Eukaryota; Metazoa; Chordata; Actinopteri; Salmoniformes; Salmonidae
Product: sterile alpha motif domain-containing protein 11
Exons: 13
Coding region: 771-3458 (895 amino acids)
Biological process (GO): positive regulation of transcription by RNA polymerase II
Molecular function (GO): protein binding; RNA polymerase II cis-regulatory region sequence-specific DNA binding; DNA-binding transcription activator activity, RNA polymerase II-specific
Source: RefSeq, a predicted model, not a curated record